Molecule: messenger RNA, 9500 nt
Organism: Galleria mellonella (greater wax moth)
Lineage: Eukaryota; Metazoa; Arthropoda; Insecta; Lepidoptera; Pyralidae
Gene: sdk
Product: protein sidekick
Exons: 29
Coding region: 445-7125 (2226 amino acids)
Biological process (GO): axon guidance; cell-cell adhesion
Cellular component (GO): axon; plasma membrane
Molecular function (GO): protein binding
Source: RefSeq, a predicted model, not a curated record
AAUGGAAUUUAGUUGGUGCUCGUCACAGUGCUCGCUUCCCGAAUGACCGUAUGAUACGAUCUGAAUUGUGUCCGCGUCCUUCAAGUGAUUGUGAAAUAAGUUUACAACAAACUUUCAAAGUUGAAAAGCUUAAAAAUGUGUAUUAUAGAGAAAAUAAAUAUGUGUUUAAAAAUAGUAAAACUUUAUUAAAUUCGUUUUUACAAAUCAGUAACAUUUGAAAUGACUAAGUUGAAUAAACUUGUGAAUGCUUACUUUUCCAGUUUGGUUUCUUUCAAAUAAAUCUUAAUCGUACAGGUGGUAAUUGAAUGUUGUGGUAUUUGAAAUCCUAGCAACCAAAUCAAAAUGAAUUUAAAUAUAAAUUAUACUAAGAACUUAGUUUUGAAGAAAAUUUUGUCUAAAUAAAAAUGUAAAGACAUUGCAAUUGAAGUGAAAAAAUUACGUGUCAUGGAAGAGUUGGAGCGGUUGGUCAAAAUGUUUCAAUACAAGGUUUUUGGAACUUUUGUGUUGUUUAUUGCUUGUAUAGUGCAGAAUACAUUAUCUAUAGAUAAUACAGUACAAAUGCAGCCACCACGGUUCAGCAUGCAGCCAUCAUCAUCAAAUAGUAUAGUGAGAGAAGGCACAACAAAAAUUUUACAAUGCUCAGCAAUAGGAAUACCUCAACCUAUGUAUCGGUGGUUAAAAAAUGGCGUGCCGCUUGGCGAUUACUCUUCCGAAAUAUUUUAUAAGAUACACAAUACACAACGACAAGACGCUGGAGCUUACCAGUGUAUCGCCAAGAACGAUGUCGGUGCAAUUUUCAGCGAAAAGAAUAACAUUGUUGUCGCUUAUAUGGGCGUAUUCGAAAAUGUUUCUGAGCAAAUAGUGACUGCGGAAUCGGGAAGAGCCGUUAUAUUAGAUUUUCCACAUAUAGAGUCGGAACCUUCACCGUCAGUGAUCUGGCAAGAUGAAAAUGGAGCUUUACGCUAUGAUCAAAAAUAUGCAAUUACUAAUAAACACCAGUUAGUUAUACUAUGCGCUUCACAAGAAGAUGAACGAGCUUAUAGAGUUAGAGCUAUUAAUACUCAACUUGGCAAGGAAGAAAAUAGUCCCUAUAUAACGUUAAACGUAUUUGGAGACGAUAGUAAGGAAAUUCCACCUGAAAUCAUUAUUAAACCACAGGACACUAAAAUAACCAAAGGUCAAGAAUAUACAAACUUAUAUUGCGUAGCUAAUGCUAGACCCCUUCACGAGCUAGAAACUUUGUGGUUCAAAGAUGGAAUUAUGAUUGAUUUAGCCGGAAUCACAUUUGACUUAAAUGACCAGUGGAACAGAACUCUUAGUCUUAUAUCUGCUAAUCUGACGCACACGGGCCAGUACAUGUGUCAAGCGCGGCUUAAAUCGGGAGGAUUUGCCACAGUGUCGGCCUCAGCAACUGUUACAGUUUACGAGAAACCUGUUUUCUUAACUAAUUUAAAAUCAGAAACUUUCGGCGAAUUUGGAAGUAUUAUAGUAUUAGAAUGCAAUGUUCAAGGCAUUCCUAUACCUAGCAUAACUUGGUAUAAGGAUGCUAAAAAGAUAGCUAGUGUGGGUGUCGAGGCAGCCAAUAGUGACAAUAGCGAUGUAGACGACAACGGCGGCAGAUACAGGGUGGAGCUGGAUCGUUCUCUUGUUAUCAGAGACCUAAGAAUGGAAGACAUGGGAAUAUACCAGUGCAUCGCCAACAACGAGGCGGGAGAAUCAUCUAUUUACACUUGGUUAAAAAUUAAAACAAAGGAAACUAGGCGACUUCCACGCAGUCACAUGAAGUUAAUACGAAUGAGGACGACAGAUAAAAAGGCAAAAACGUUCAAAUUUGAUACCGGCACGUCCCCGCCAGUAAUGCAGAGCCCUCCAGCCAACCUGACUGUACUUGAUGGGAAAGACGCCACAAUUGCUUGUAGAGCCGUCGGUGCCCCGACUCCCAACGUCACCUGGUAUUUCAAUGAUUCCCUUAUUAUAAACUUAUCGGGAAGAUUGCAAGCAUUAGAAGAAGGUGAUCUAUUAAUUACUGGAACUACUACCGCGGACACUGGAAAAUACACGUGCCUCCGGUCAAAUGACGCUGGCAACGUUUCUGGAGAAGCUUAUCUCACUGUACUAGUAAGAACGCAAAUAAUAGCUCCGCCGGUGGACACGCGGGUUCUACUUGGUCAUACCGCUACCUUACAAUGCAAGGUUUCCAAUGAUCCCAAUGUGAAAUAUAAUAUCGAUUGGUUUCACAAUAAACAGCCUAUGACUGUCGGAACCCGGGUGUGGGUCGCAGCGGACGGCGCGCUGCAAGUGCAGGCUGUACGUGCCAGCGACGCGGGCGAGUACACUUGUGUGGUGACGUCACCGGGCGGUAACCACACGCGCCACGCCACACUGUCCGUCAUCGAGUUGCCUUUUGCACCCACCAAUGUCCGCGCUUCUAAGCUCGAGGAAGCUUCCCAAAGAGCUGUCAACGUCUCCUGGACACCAGGCUUCGACGGAAAUUCACCUAUUCAGAAAUUCAUAGUCCAGAAACGUGUUGUACCCGAAUUUGGUCCUACGCCGGAUCCGUUAUUGAAUUGGGUAACGGAACCCGUAAAUGUGUCUGCGUCCCAACGCUGGAUUCUAUUGACCAGUUUGAAGGCGGCUACGUCGUAUCAGUUCAGGGUGUCCGCCGUGAACACCGUCGGAGAAGGGCCUGCCUCCGACCCUACUGAUGUUUUGACACUACCCCAAGAAGCACCAUCAGGCCCCCCUGUGGGUUUCAUGGGAUCAGCGCGCUCUUCGUCCGAAAUAAUAACACAAUGGCAGCCACCUCUUGAAGAGCAUAGAAAUGGUCACAUACUGGGCUACGUCAUCAGAUAUAGACUCCGCGGCUACGAUAAUAGCCCAUGGACUUACCAGAAUAUCACAAAUGAAGCACAAAGAAACUAUCUAAUACAAGACCUUAUUACAUGGAAAGACUAUAAUGUGCAAAUUGCUGCUUACAACGAUAAAGGCGUAGGAGUCUUUUCAGACAGCUAUACUAUUAAAACUAAGGAAGGUGUACCCGAAGCACCACCAGAUAAUGUCCGGUGCGAACCUUUCAACUCAACGGCUAUCACUGUGUGGUGGACACCGCCUAACCCACAGAAAAUCAACGGUAUUAAUCAGGGUUAUAAAAUCCAAGCAUGGAGAUGGAGUGAUGAAGAGAACAUGAAUGUGGAACAUAAACUUGUAAGCAUUCCGCCAAAUCUGCUGGACCCUCUUACCAAGCAAUCUGCUGUCAUAGGCGGGCUAGACAAAUUCACAGAUUACAACAUAUCAGUUCUGUGUUUCACUGAGCCCGGCGAUGGACCUCGCAGUGAUUAUGUUUUAAUCAGAACCAAAGAAGACACACCAGAUGAAGUAGGUAGUCUACAAUUCGAUGACAUAUCAGAUCGCGCAGUACGCGUCUCAUGGACUCCACCCAAAAAAUCAAAUGGAAUUCUAAUUGGUUACAAACUGUCUUACCAAAUAAAAGACGAUGAUAAUUCAUUUAAAGAGGAGACACUGCCACCUAAUAUCACCAGUAUUAAAAUCGAACACUUACAGGCCAGCACGCACUACCUACUGACACUGCGUGCGCUCACAGCAGUAGGGGAGGGCGGCGCUCGCUCAGCCACCAUACAGUCAGGUGUGGAGCCGGUACUACCGCACGCACCGCGCAACCUCGCGCUAUCCAACAUACAGGCCUUCUCUGUACUACUGCAGUUCACGCCCGGCUUCGACGGCAACUCCUCCAUAUCCAUGUGGACCGUUCAGGCCCAAACAGCACGCAACUCAUCCUGGGUGACAGUAUACGAGGUGAACGCGCCGGAUGCGCAGUCAAUUCUGGUGAGCGGCCUGGUGCCGUUCACGACGUACCGGCUGCGGCUGAUUGCAACCAACGUGGUAGGCUCGUCGCCGCCCUCGGAGCCGUGCAAAGAGUUCCAAACCAUACAAGCGCCGCCGCAACACCCGCCGCGCAACGUCACCGUGCGCGCCGUCAGCGCCGAUAUGCUGCGCGUGCGCUGGAUUCCUUUACAACAAAGUGAAUGGUAUGGUAAUCCUAAAGGUUACAAUAUCACAUACAAACGAAGCGGGACCAACGAAACAUUAAAUAUCAUCAUUGAGGACCAUACAGCCAACUCGCACGUCCUCUCCGACCUCGAGGAGUGGUCGCUUUACGAAAUUCAAAUGACUGCAAUCAAUGAAGUUGGGACAUCGACAGAGAGUCCGAUAGCUACAGAAAGGACAAGAGAAGCUGUGCCAUCCAGUGGUCCAACGGACGUAUCAGCUAAUGCCACCUCAUCUACCACUGUGGUCGUUCUUUGGGGAGACAUUGCAGUACAAGACCAAAAUGGUUUAAUUGAGGGAUACAAAGUAUGCUACGCGGCGAUUGUACCUCCACCACGGCCCGAAAACCAGAAUGUGGAAUGCCAAGCUAUACCAUCUAAUCAGACGCACACUAUAACAUUGACGGAACUCAGAAAAUAUGUUGUGUAUCAAAUACAAGUAUUAGGAUAUACGAGAUUGGGAGACGGCGUUUUAAGCGAUCCGCCCGUCACUGUAAGGACUUUUGACGACACUCCUGGGCCACCAUCAAAUGUUUCAUUUCCUGAUGUCACAUUCACAACUGCUCGUAUAAUUUGGGAUGUACCAGAAGAUCCUAACGGUGAAAUAUUGGCAUAUAAGGUCACUUAUCAUCUCAAUAAUACAUCACAGCACACAUUCUCCAGGGAGUUUCUGCCGUCGGAUCGAACAUUCCGGGCGACGGAGCUGUCGUCGGAGCGGUACUACGUGUUCUCGGUGAGGGCGCAGACGCGGCUGGGCUGGGGCGCGACGGCGCGCGCGCUCGUGCUGACGACCAGCAACCGCGCCGCGCCCGCGCCGCCCGCCCGCCCACACGUCGCACGUUCACUGCUGCAGCCGCACCACAUCACCUUCUCGUGGACGCCCGGCGACGACGGCUACGCGCCGCUCAGAUAUUAUACUGUGCAACAAAAAGAAGAAGGAGGAACGUGGCAAACGAUUCCAGAACGGGUAGAUCCGUUCGCUACUUCUUAUACGGCCGAAGGUCUAAAACCAUAUACUGCCUACCAGUUUAGAAUAAGAGCAACUAAUGACAUAGGACCUAGCCGUUUCAGCAAUGCAACAGAAACCAUUCGCACUCUCCCUGCGGCGCCAAGCAAAGCUGUGGAGAACCUGCACGUGGUGCCGAUAACGCCGAGCAGCGUGCGCGUGCAGUGGAGCCCGCUGGGCGAGCCGCACUGGAGCGGCGACGCGCGCACCGGCGGCUACCGCGUGCUCUACCAGCCGCUCACCGACUUCGUGCCCGCCCUGCACCACACCAUGAAGCUGGACGUGCCCGGCAUCAAGAGCGAGGAGGUGGUGCUGACGGAGCUGGCGGUGGACCGCAACUACGAGAUCAGCGUGUGCGCGGUGAACUCGCAGGGCACGGGCCCGGGCGGCACGCCAGCCGUAGUGUGGGUGGGCGAGGCCGUGCCUACCGCGCCGCCGCGCCACGUGAAUGCCGCCGCGCUCUCGCCCACCGAGGUGGCGGUCACCUGGCAACCGCCGCUGCACGCGCACCAGAACGGCGACCUGCUUGGCUAUAAGAUAUUCUAUCUGAUGACGGAUUCCCCGGAAGAACCGGAACCUGGUCGUCGGGUUGAAGAAGAAACUGAAGUAGUCCCGGCGACUGCUACGUCACAUUCUCUAGUUUUCCUCGACAAAUAUACUCAGUAUCGUAUUCAGGUGUUGGCAUUUAAUCCAGCCGGUGAUGGACCUCGGUCGAGUGCGAUCUCAGUACGUACCCACCAAGGAUUACCGUCGGCACCGCGCAACAUCACCUUCAGUGAUAUAACGAUGAACAGUCUCGUUGUAUCCUGGGAAGCGCCGCAUCGUCGUAAUGGACUUAUACAGUCUUAUCUGGUCACAUAUGAGACAAUAGAACAAGAUGAACGGUUCAGCAAGCAAGUGAAGCAGAAGGUGACGGAGCGGCGGCUAGCGGUGGGCGGGCUGGAGGAGGAGGUGGAGUACCGGUUCAGCGUGCGCGCGGCGACGGAGGGCGUGGGCGCGGGCGCCGCGGCCGAGGCGCGCGUGCGCACCGGCCCGCAGCCCGGCUCGCCCGCCCCACCGCGCCGCCUGCGGCUCGCGCCCGACCCCGCCGCGCUGCACCUGCGCUGGGACAACGCCGGCCCCGGCCGCGGCCCGCUGCUCGGCUACUACAUCGAGGCCCGCAAGAAGGACGACACGAGAUGGGAAACCAUAACCCGCACUAGCAACGGCAUGUUAGAAGAAUUCACAAUAUCAUACCAGAGUCUCUUGCCAUCAACCUCGUACUCGUUCCGGGUGAUCGCAUACAACAGCUACGGCAUCAGUAACCCCACAUACAGCGAUAAAGUGAUCGUGACGCCGUCGAAGCUGUACCUUGAGUACGGCUACUUACAGUACCGCCCGUUCUACCGCCGCACUUGGUUUAUGGUGGCGCUGGCUGCCGCAUCCAUUAUCAUCAUAAUCAUGGUGAUAGCCAUUUUAUGCGUUAAGAGCAAGAGUUAUAAAUAUAAAAAAGAAGCACAGAAAACUCUGGAAGAAUCACUUGCCGGCGAGACAGACGAACGGGGCUCGUUGGCGAUGGAUAUGUACCGAUCGCGGCAGAAUUCUGUGGCGAGCACCGGCGUACUGGGCGGAGGUGGCGGCGGCGGCGGCGUUGGUGGCACGCUGCGACGCGGCAAAGCGACUGGCGCCGCGCUAGCCAAGUCACCGCCGCGACCCUCGCCUGCCUCCGUCGCCUACCACAGUGAUGAGGAGAGCCUCCGUGGCUACGACGAGAACCCCGACGAUUCCUCACUCACUGAAAAACCCUCCGAGAUGAGCUCUUCCGACUCACAGAAUUCGGAAAGCGAAAACGAGAGCGUGAAAUCGGAACCACACUCUUUCGUGAAUCAUUACGCGAACGUAAACGACACGUUGCGACAGUCGUGGAAGCGACAACGGCCGUUCCGACAGUACUCUAGUUACACGGACUCGGAACCAGAAGGCAGCGCAGUGGUGAGCCUCAACGGCGGUCAGAUCGUGAUGAAUAAUAUGGCGCGCUCGCGGGCGCCGCUGCCCGGCUUCUCUUCAUUCGUAUGACACGAGCCCUCCGCCGCGCCCGCGGGUUUAUUGCAUAUGUAAUUCUCACUGCCCAUUCCUCUUUAUUUAUUUCAUAUUUCGAAUGUACAUAUCACUUGACAAGCUUUACGAUUACGUAUCAUAUAACUAGUUAUAAAUAUACAUGAAUAAUAAAACAUCAUACAUAUUCAUGUUUGUUUUCAGAGUAACUGUUGAUAUAAGACGUUACUACGACCAAUGUUGGUAGCUUCACGUUUUUAAAUUUUCAGAUCUCGUUAAUUGUUUAUAUUAAGACGUACAGUUGGUAAAUAUAGUUUAUAUGGCAGCUCUUAUGCUUAGUAUAAUAUUAGCUUUACUGUAAGUUAAACUUAUGUUCCACCAAAAUGUACUCAACAUUACGUAAACUUUUAAUAUUAAUUUUUCAAACUAUAAAUGCGCUUAUUCAUGUUAGUACUUAAUAUGCGCAUAAUCAAUAAUCCUUAUCAUUAUUUUUUAAAUACCAUACAAAUAAUAUCAAUCAGUAUUGAUAAAAUAUUUAGCCAUUUUAUUUAAGCUCUUGAUUAUAAGUUUGAAGCUUAUUUUAUGACAAUUUUACGAUGUUUUAUUGUUAUAAUAUACAAUUGACUGAUAGUUAUAGUAAAAAUCAGAUUUAUAGAUGUAAAUAGUUUUAAAAUUUUUCAUAAUGCAAACACAUGCAUUUUAUUCAUAAAAUUGGCACAAUAUUUAAAAAUAAAACUGUGAUCGUAUUAUGCUAUAACAAGAUGCGAAUCUUAAUAUUAUAAGAAUCUGGAUAUUUGUACACCAUUAUUGAUUAAUAUACUUGUACUACUAUACAUAUAUUUAUGUUUUUAGUAUUCUGUUUAUCUGCUUAGAUCGUUUACAAUCGAAGACCGCUGCCUUCACAUUGCGAUUAUUUCAUAUAUUAUGAGGGUACCUACUAUUAUAACAAUAAUAAUAGUGCCACACAAUUACACCCACAGACGGUGAAACGCAAUUACAUUAAACUAAUUCUGUCUCUUCAGUUUUAUUAUAAAAUAUAACUACUUUAUUAUAAAAGUAACUACUGGAGAAUAGUUAAAAACGCUUUGGAUCACCGAUUUAUUAUACUUAAUAAAAUUAUAAUGUGAUUCGCCAUAAUUAAACACUUUAUUCUUCAUCUAUUGCAUUUCAGUAAUAAUUCUUAGCAUAAUUUAAAAUGUUUAUGCACUACAGUGCCUUCAAAUCGCUCGGAUGAUUUUAAUUAUGAAAACAAGACAGAACUUUUAUAACUUUAUCCAUAGACUUACCUUCUACUUAAGUACUACUAGGCCUGGAAGCUAAUAUGGUACAUUAAUUAAUUUGAAUAUUCUAUCAGUGCCAUUAAUAUCUUAUAUUUAUUCCGCCUUAUUAACAAACUCCAGGCUGUACAAGAACCAGAAAUAUACAUAUAAAUAAGUUUACUUUUUCAAUCACAGAUAUAAAGGUAAAAUUAGUGAAACAUUUUAUAUUACAUCAUAAUGACAUUACUUAGACAUAUAUCUUGUGAUUUACUUAAAGUACAGGUACUAUCCUGAAUUUAUGUUACGUACCUACUUACUUAUGUAAUUAAGUAUCUACUGUUAUUUGUUAAUUAGGUUUAUAUUGUAUUAGGCAAUACAUAUAAUAAUACUUCAUUCAAUAAUAAUGAAACAAUCUUCAAACUAAAUUACCCGUGACGUCGAGUGUUGAUUCCUUAAACACACUACAAUGAUAUAUAAUAAUAAUAGUUAUUAUUAUUGAGAUAUUGAAAUAAGUUUUUAAUUUACAAUGACCAGGAUGCACAUUAAUCAAUUUGUAAAUAAAUAUUUUCGUUAUACACUAAAUUCCAUUUUAUUAUAUAAAAGUCUUCAGUAUUUUUCCUUUGCAUAUUCCAUAAGAUCUUUAUCGACAUUCUAUGUAGUAAUUAUCAAUUAGGGACAAGUAGAAAACAAAAUGAGAUUUUCUUUUCUAUUUAGAUUAAAAUAAGGCAGAAAAGUUGUAGAUGUAUUUACCCAUAAAACUACGUAAUAUAAAAAUGCACUGUUUCAUGACUGACAUUCCAAUUUAUAAAUAUAAAGAUUAUGUACUGGUAUUACUUGGGAUAAGCCACAAAAGUCACUCCUUCAUAUAAGCCUACAAACUUACCACACAUAGUACAUUAUAAAGAAAAUGAAAAGUGAUAUAAUAAAAUUUUAAUUUAAAAAUGCAAUUGUAUUUAUAUUAUAAUGGAUUGUAUUGUAUGACCGAGACGAUAAUAGAUGUUGUUAAAAUAUUGUCAAAAAAAAAGAACAAAAAGGUGCCAUUUAUAAAAAAGCAGACUAGAAUCAUCUGUGUGUACUUCUAAACAUUAUAGAUAAAGUUUUUUACAUAAUUUAAAUAAACAAUAUUAUACCUGUAAA